Molecule: messenger RNA, 1619 nt
Organism: Arabidopsis thaliana (thale cress)
Lineage: Eukaryota; Viridiplantae; Streptophyta; Magnoliopsida; Brassicales; Brassicaceae
Product: C-8 sterol isomerase
Exons: 3
Coding region: 71-1252 (393 amino acids)
Cellular component (GO): endoplasmic reticulum membrane
Source: RefSeq, marked reviewed
AUCAGAGGACCGUUGGGACUUGACAUUUAAAUUUCAAAACGAUAAAAAUACAAAAUGAAAUUAGAGAUUGAUGAAAUCUAGGGCCAACGAAAAUCAGAUGAUAAACAGAGAAACCAUGAAAGGAAAGAUUUUAGUUUCACCGUCGGAGAAAUCAAUGACAUCGAGCACAACAACAACAACGACGACUACUACAACUGUAUCUACGGAAGAUUGGGAGAGAAGAGACAGUAAUUGUUACUUCCCAGACUGUCGUAAAGAUGCGAAUUGUAGCUGCGAGAUUUGUCUUGAUAGUCUCAACGCUACGCUUGAUCUCAUGCCUCUCAGUGUUCAAAAAAGCUCUCUCACUAAGCUUUCUUCUGCAUCCAAUUUCAAAUCCACCGUUGAAUCUACUCCGACUUCGUUUGAUCCAACGGUGGUCACCACCCCUGCUUCUGUUUCUCGCCCAAUCUUGAAGUUGAUGAUCUCUUCCCCGAAGAAGAAACUGACCAAGAAAUCAAAAGUUUUCGAGAAUGAAGAACAGAGGAAAACGACGAAGAAAGAGAGAAGACUACUGAUUGUUGUUUUUCUGAAAGUGAUUUUGGUGAUUGGGUUGGUUCUGGGUUUGGAAUUAGGGUUUAGUUGGGUGCUUGAAGAGGUUUUUAAACCUGAAUUUACAGAGGAGAUUGUGAGGAACGCUUAUGAGAGAACUCAGGCUGAUCUUGAUUUGGGGGUGAAGCUGAGACUCUUGGAAGAUGAAUUUAAGGGUUUUGUUACGAGUAGAAAGUUUUCGAGAUGCACAGGUUCUGAUUCUAAAUGGAAAAUCAAUCAGGAUGGACCAAUGUUGAACUCAAAGUGUGUUCUGUACAAAUCUGCCAUUGAAGAGGUGAGUAUAUGGGGAUGGCCUUUGCAGACAUCUGGAUUGUUCCAUACCGGCUUCUCCUCGAGUUCGAUCACCGUGUUAUCAGGCCGAGUAACUGAGUGGACAGAGGGGAAAUUCGGUUACUCAAUACACGAGACCAACACUUCCUGGGGGAAAACCAAAUGGAGCACAUCGGUUCUGCAGCUAGAUCCAAACACAUGGGUUCUUGAGUACAGCCAAAGCUCGGUGAUGGAUGAUAGUUCAAGUUUGUUGUCACUAACAAUCGAUAUCAUGGAACACUUGGUGUUCCGAGUAGCAAAGAAUGUGAAUCGGGAGCGUUAUUGGAUGUUUUCAUCCUCACGACGAUUGUAUAGAGAAGCAGAGUCAAAGGCUAGCGCAAUGACACCAACUUAGAAACUUAUGAGAAAAAAAAAAUAUUCCCCUAUGUGGUUCCUUCGUAUUAAGAGCAUUGACAUCUUGUCUUGUUUUAGGUAUAGUUAUGAACAAGUACUUGUUAUUGUUACUGUCUAGUUGUAGUAGUACUCAAUGACUCAAUGUAGUAAGAACACACACACUUGGUUCUUCGAUUCGUUGUCUAGUUGUACAAGGGUAGGCACUCUCGGAUGUACUAGUUGUAAGUUCCUGUUUCAUUGUCAUUUGCUUGGUUCACUGUGAGAAGCCCAAACGCUUUCGUUUUGGUAAACCAACGGCCUUUUGUAACCCAAAAAAGAUAGGUGUAACUCAGUUCGGUUUGAUUUAAUAAAAUUUCGAGUUGGUUUUC